Molecule: messenger RNA, 9502 nt
Organism: Asterias rubens (European starfish)
Lineage: Eukaryota; Metazoa; Echinodermata; Asteroidea; Forcipulatida; Asteriidae
Product: fibrillin-2-like
Exons: 80
Coding region: 183-9419 (3078 amino acids)
Molecular function (GO): biotin binding; calcium ion binding
Source: RefSeq, a predicted model, not a curated record
CGGCCGGAAAGUUGGGAUUUGUAUUCUGUUACACCCCUGCACCCGCCACUCUGCCUUGCAUAUUCGUUUGGACGGGUGGUAUCUUAUCUGGUUGGCUCGGGAUAGUUGAUAAGGGCGAGGAUAUUUAGGAUACUUUGUUGUCCGCCCGGCUCAUAAAGUUUGCAUCAACUGCUGCCGUCAAAAUGAUGCGACAAAUCCUUCUUACCGCUUUGGUUGCACUGUACUGUGCUACCUCUGCCUAUGCUCAGGAUUGUUCAACCAACCCGUGCCAGAAUGGAGCAGAAUGUCAGAAUUCCGGCUCUGGCUACAUCUGUCUGUGCCCCGACGCCGGUCCAUUCUACUAUCAUGGACAGGACUGUGAAUUGCCGUUAUUUCGUAACUGUGGUGGAACAUUUACCGAAUCCAGCGGUGUGAUCGAAUCCCCCAACUACCCCGGUCUCUACACCAAUCGCGCUCUGUGCGCUUAUUUUGUCAAAAUUGCCAAUGCCCAACAAAUUACCUUUACCUUCAACUUCUUCGACACGGAAGAAUUUAAGGACAUCCUAGAAGGAACAGUCGGAGCUAAUGCCGAUGGUCCCUUUGAGAUGAGUUGGGAGGGCAACCUAACAACGCUGGGUAUGACCCCGCCGCCUUUCGAUGUAACGACCGACCAGUACGUUUUCUUUUUCUCCACCGACAGAAACAUCCUAAUGAGAGGAUUUCAAAUAGAGUACUCGAGUGACGGAGACGACUGUUCAAGCAAUCCUUGCCAGAACCAGGGCACAUGUACAGAUCAGUUGAACGCCUACUUAUGUUCCUGCGUUCCAGGUUUCACUGGCGUCAACUGUGAAACAGAUAUUAACGAGUGUGCCAGUGCUCCUUGUAUUAAUGGUGGUACCUGCCUUGAUGAAAUCAAUCGAUAUACGUGCAACUGUCUUGCGGGAUACACUGGAAGCAACUGUCAAAUUAAUAUAAAUGAGUGUGCCUCUACGCCCUGUUUGAAUGGCGGUGUCUGUGUGGAUGGUGUCAACCAGUAUUUCUGCCAGUGUCUUGCCGGCUGGACUGGUCAAAGGUGUUCCAUCAACAUCGACGAGUGUGCGUCAACUCCAUGUGAAAACGCAGGCACAUGCGUAGAUCUCACCAAUGCGUUUAUAUGUACUUGUGUGCUUGGCUAUGCCGGCGAUCGAUGCCAGAUAAAUAUCAAUGAAUGUGGGAGUAGUCCCUGUCAAAAUGGUGGACAGUGUGUUGAUGGGAUCAACGAGUACACUUGUAACUGUCUAGCAGGGUUCACAAGUCCAAUUUGCGAAAUAAAUAUUAACGAGUGUGCCAGCAACCCAUGUUUAAACGGUGGCAACUGCGUUGAUGGGGUUAACAUGUUCUCCUGUUCGUGCCUAGCGGGGUACACUGGGGUCUUUUGCCAAUUUGAGAUCAACGAGUGUAGCAGUUCACCUUGUCUGAAUGGCGGCACCUGUAGGGAUGAAGUCAAUCGCUAUGUGUGCUCUUGUCUCGCCGGAUAUACCGGAGUCAGAUGUGAAAUCAACAUCAAUGAGUGUGCUAGCAACCCAUGCCAGAACGGUGGAGCCUGUGUUGAUGGAGUGAAUAGAUUCGACUGUACUUGUCUUCCUGGUUGGGAGGGAACCUUCUGCGAACAAAAUAUCAACGAAUGCCAAAGCAACCCUUGCCAGAAUGGUGGCAAUUGCCAGGACGGGAUUAACCAAUACACCUGUACGUGUCAGCCUGGCUGGACGGGGACAGUUUGUAGCAUCAAUAUCAAUGAGUGUGCGUCCAACCCUUGUUUGAAUGGCGGACAGUGUGCAGAUCAGAUCAAUGGCUACAUCUGUACUUGCUUACCGGGCUACAGCGGUAACCGCUGUCAGAAUGAUGACAAUGAAUGCCGAAGCCAGCCGUGUGCCAAUGGUGGUACCUGUAACGACCUCACAAACCGAUAUACCUGUACUUGUGUGCCGGGCUACACUGGCACCAACUGUGAAAUCAAUAUCAAUGAAUGCGCUGGUAACCCCUGUGAGAAUGGUGGAACCUGUACUGAUCUCAUCAAUGGAUUCCGAUGUGCCUGUUUGUCUGGGUGGACUGGAACCGUCUGUAGCAUCAAUAUCAACGAGUGUCAAAGUUCACCAUGCUUCAAUGGAGGCGUUUGUGUGGAUGGCAUCAACAGCUAUACCUGUAAUUGUCAAGCUGGUUGGACUGGUUCUCGCUGUCAAACCAAUAUCAAUGAAUGUCAAAGCGGUCCCUGUCGCAAUGGUGGAACCUGCAGUGAUGAAAUCAAUGGCUAUUCCUGCCGCUGUGCUCCCGGCUGGGAGGGUACCAACUGCCAGAUUAAUAUCAACGAGUGCGCAAGCUCGCCUUGUCUGAACAGUGGAACAUGUAGCGACAACAUCAAUGGCUACACUUGUUCUUGUGUACCUGGCUACGUUGGAACCAACUGCCAAACUGACUUUAACGAGUGCCAGAGCUCACCUUGUCGUUUCGGCGCUACCUGUAAUGACUUGCUCAACCAGUACACCUGUACAUGUGCACCAGGUUACACAGGUACCAACUGUGAAAUCGAUAUUGAUGAAUGUUCCAGCAAUCCGUGCCAGAACGGUGGGUUCUGUUUGAAUCAAAUCAACCAGUACACCUGUAACUGCCCCGCUGGAUACGAAGGAACCAACUGUGAAAUCAAUAUCAACGAAUGUUCAAGCAACCCUUGUCAGAACUCAGGAACAUGUGGGGACCAAAUUAACCGCUUUGUGUGUACCUGCGUGCCCGGAUACGAAGGCGUCUUCUGCGAAAUUAACAUUAAUGAGUGUAACAGCUUCCCCUGUCGCAACGGAGGACAGUGCGCCGACGGCAUCAACCUCUUCACUUGCAACUGUGCUGCUGGAUGGACCGGCACUUUCUGCGAAAUCAACAUUAAUGACUGUGCCGGCAACCCAUGUCUGAACGGUGGUACAUGCAGAGAUGGUUUUAACUCCUUCACUUGUAGCUGUGUGUUGGGAUACACCGGUAACACGUGUCAGUUCAAUAUUGAUGAUUGUGCUUCAAAUCGUUGCCAGAAUGGAGGCACAUGUAGGGAUGGUAUCAACUCAUUUACUUGUAGCUGUACUGCGGGGUGGACUGGUAACACGUGUCAAUUCAAUAUUGAUGAUUGUGCCGGCAAUCCUUGUCAAAACGGAGGGACAUGCAGAGAUGGUAUCAACCAAUUCACUUGUAGCUGUGUAGCCGGAUACACUGGGAAUACGUGUCAAUUCAAUAUUGACGAUUGUGCUUCGAACCGUUGUCUCAAUGGUGGCACAUGCAGAGAUGGUAUCAACUCAUUCACUUGUAGUUGUGUAUUGGGUUACACUGGUAACACGUGUCAAUUCAAUAUCAAUGAUUGCGCCGGCAACCCUUGUGUCAAUGGUGGGACAUGCAGAGAUGGAAUUAACUCUUUUACUUGCAAUUGUUUAGCGGGCUACACUGGAAAUACAUGUCAAUUUAACAUAGAUGACUGUGCUGUGAAUCGUUGCCAGAAUGGAGGCACAUGUAGGGAUGGUAUCAACUCAUUUACUUGUAGUUGUACUGCGGGGUGGACUGGUAACACGUGUCAAUUCAAUAUUGACGAUUGUGCCGGCAAUCCUUGUCAAAACGGAGGGACAUGCAGAGAUGGCAUCAACCAAUUCACUUGUAGCUGUGUAGCGGGAUGGACUGGGAAUACGUGUCAAUUCAAUAUUGAUGAUUGUGCAACUAAUCCAUGCUUCAACGGAGGGACAUGCCGUGAUGGGAUCAACUCAUUCACCUGCACCUGCCUAGCUGGCUAUACAGGCAACAGGUGUCAAAUCAAUAUUGAUGAAUGUGCAGGCAAUCCUUGCCAGAAUGGGGGUAUCUGCACUGAUGGAAUUAACUCCUACACUUGUUCCUGUGUGGCCGGUUACAUAGGAGAUAGGUGUCAAUUCAACUUUGAUGAGUGUGGUAGCAACCCAUGUUUGAAUGGCGGCACGUGUAGAGAUGGAGUCAACUCAUUCUUCUGUAACUGCGUUACCGGGUUCAACGGUGAACGCUGUCAGUUCAAUAUUGAUGAUUGUGCUGGUGGUCCGUGUCGUAAUGGAGGUACCUGCAACGAUGGCAUCAACACAUAUACUUGUACUUGUCAAGCGGGGUACAAUGGAGACCAAUGCCAAUUCAAUAUUAAUGAAUGUAGCAGUAAUCCAUGCUUGAAUGGCGGGCAGUGUUCUGACCGAAUCAACUCCUAUGUCUGUUCAUGCGCUCCAGGCUUUCUUGGCAACAACUGUGGCACGGAUAUUGAUGAGUGUGGAAGUGAUCCGUGCUUGAGCGGAGGAACAUGUACGGACAUGGUAAACGGCUACUUCUGCUCUUGUGUACCAGGCUACGCAGGGAACCAGUGUCAACAAAACAUCAACGAGUGUGCCAGUAGACCUUGCCGCAACGGUGGCAACUGCGAGGAUGGAAUCAACUCUUAUAUCUGCCAAUGUCAAGCAGGAUGGACUGGGACGGACUGCUCAAUAAAUAUUGAUGAGUGUAGCAGCAAUCCUUGUCAGAAUGGAGGACAAUGUCGGGAUGAGAUCAACGGAUUCGUCUGUGACUGUACUCCUGGCUACAGGGGACUGGUCUGUGAAAUCAAUAACAAUGAGUGUGCCAGCAGCCCUUGCCAGAAUGGAGGCACAUGUACCGAUCAGAUUAAUGGUUACUCCUGCUCAUGCUCAGCAGGUUUCACUGGCGUUACGUGUAGCAUUGACAUUGAUGAGUGUGGUAGCAAUCCGUGUUUGAAUAGUGGACAGUGUAUUGACCUAGUCAAUCGCUAUAGCUGUGUCUGUAUUGCUGGAUACACUGGUGAUCGCUGUGAAAUUAACGUCAAUGAGUGUCAGAGUAGCCCAUGUUUCAACCAAGGCAGUUGUGUCGAUGGUAUUAAUUCCUACACCUGUAACUGUGUCGAAGGUUACACAGGACCCCGCUGCGAGAUCAAUAUUGAUGAUUGUGCUGGUAACCCUUGCCUCAAUGGUGUGUGCUCUGAUCUAGUCAAUGGCUAUGAAUGUGCCUGUUUUGCUGGAUACCAGGGAGUCAACUGUCAGAUAAACAUUAACGAAUGUUCAAGCUUUCCCUGCCAGUUUGGAGGAACCUGCGUUGAUGGUAUCAAUGGAUAUGCAUGUAACUGUGUGGCAGGAUACACAGGUUUAAACUGUGAAAUAGAUAUAAAUGAGUGUGCUAGCAGCCCUUGUCGGUUUGGCUCUACCUGUUUUGAUCAAAUCAACUCCUACAGUUGUCUCUGCACAGCAGGCUAUACCGGAGUUAACUGCCAAUUCGAUAUUGAUGAGUGUGCUAGUUCUCCAUGUCUUAAUGGAGGUAGAUGCUCAGAUCGUAUCAACUCCUAUCUGUGCCAAUGUUCGGGCGGUUAUUCUGGAGUCAACUGUGAAAUCGAUAUCAAUGAGUGUAGCAGUAACCCAUGUCUGAAUGGAGCGACAUGUAAUGACCAAGUCAAUGGAUUCACAUGCGUUUGUGCUGCAGGCUACCGGGGAACCUUCUGCGGUAUCGAUAUCAAUGAGUGUGGCAGUAAUCCUUGCCGUAACGGAGGUGGAUGCACGGACCUCAUCAACAGAUUCACCUGCCAGUGCCAGGCUGGCUUCAAUGGCAUCCUUUGUGAAAUUGAUAUUGAUGAAUGUUCCAGCAAUCCUUGCCAAAAUGGAGGUGUCUGUACAGACCAAGUAGCCAGGUACACGUGUAACUGCCAACCAGGCUGGGAGGGUGUCAACUGUGAAAUCAAUAUCGACGAGUGUGCCAGUCAGCCGUGUAUCAACAACGCCGGGUGUACUGAUCUCAUCAAUGGCUAUUCCUGUUCCUGCGUCUCUGGCUUCAAUGGUGUCCGUUGUCAAUUCAAUAUCAACGAGUGUGACAGUAACCCCUGCGUAAACGGCGUCUGCGACGACGGAAUAAGCGCAUUCACCUGUGCCUGUUUCCCUGGUUAUACUGGUACCGUGUGCGACAUCAAUAUUGAUGAGUGUAGCAGCAACCCUUGUGCCAAUGGAGGCGUCUGUAAUGACGGAAUCAAUUCCUUCACAUGUACAUGUGCUGCUGGGUUUAUCGGAGUGCUCUGUGAAGUCAACGUGAAUGAGUGUGGCAGUAACCCGUGUCUGAACGGAGCAACCUGCAUCGAUGGAAUCAACUCAUACCAAUGUAACUGCAAUGUCGGAUUUACUGGCACCAACUGUGAAAUAGAUAUCGAUGAAUGUGCCAGCAACCCAUGCGCCAACGGUGGUGUCUGCCAGGACUUUGUCAACCUCUUCCGCUGCAUUUGUGCAGCUGGAUAUGUGGGAGAUUUCUGCCAGACAAAUUUCAAUGAGUGUGGAAGUAGCCCCUGCUUUAACGGAGCCACAUGCGUAGACAAUGUCAAUUCCUACUCUUGUACCUGCGUACCAGGCUUCACUGGUUCCCGUUGUGAAGAAGAUAUCAAUGAGUGUUUCAGUCGGCCAUGUCAGAAUGGAGGAGUGUGUAUAGAUGAGGUUAAUUCCUACCAGUGCGUCUGCCCUCUAGGAUUUAUGGGAGUCAACUGCCAGACAAAUACCAAUGAGUGUUCCAGUGGGCCCUGUGCCAACGGUGCUACAUGCUUCGAUGAGAUUAAUGGUUACCGGUGUGCAUGUGUAGCAGGAUGGACCAGUGCCAACUGUGAUCUUGACAUCAACGAGUGUGCCAGCAAUCCUUGCCGUAACGGUGCAACGUGUAACAACCUGGUCAAUGCCUACUCUUGUUUCUGCCGUCCUGGAUACACCGGAAACAACUGUGAAAUUGAUAUUGAUGAAUGUUCAAGCAGUCCAUGUUUGAAUGGCGGACGUUGUCGUGAUAGCAUUAAUGCCUACAGCUGCUCCUGCCCCGAUGGCUACACCGGUACCAACUGUGCAACUGAAAUAAAUGAAUGUGCCAGCAACCCGUGUCAAAACAGUGCCACAUGUAGGAAUGGCAUCAACUUCUACUCAUGUAACUGUCUGCCAGGCUACGAUGGAGUCAACUGUGAAAAUGAUAUCAAUGAGUGUUCAAGUCGUCCAUGCCGCAACGGAGCUCAGUGCACGGACCUUGUCAAUGGGUUCACCUGUACAUGCGCUGCUGGAUGGACUGGAACCACCUGCACAGACAAUAUCAAUGAGUGCGGCAGCAACCCUUGUCAGAACAGCGGUAACUGCCUGGACCAGAUCAAUCGCUACAUCUGCACCUGUAGAGAAGGCUUCUCAGGAAUCAACUGCGAAAUCAAUAUUGAUGAAUGUGAGAACAGACCGUGUGUGUUUGGACAAUGUACUGAUCUAAUCAAUGGAUUCAGCUGCCAGUGUACACCAGGAUAUACCGGAACCGUCUGCGACACAAAUAUCCAGGAAUGUUUCAGUUCACCUUGUGAGAAUGAAGGGCGAUGUAUCGAUGGAGUCAACAGCUACUCAUGCCAGUGCCGAGCCGGAUUUACCGGAGAGAGAUGUGAAACUGACAUCAAUGAAUGUGCUAGCUCCCCUUGUCGCAACGGAGGCCAAUGUGCUGACCUUGUCAACCAAUUCCAAUGUACCUGCCUGGCCGGAUUCUACGGAAUCUUCUGUGAAACCAAUAACAAUGAGUGUCGUAGCAACCCGUGUAGGAAUGGAGCGACAUGUAACGACGCUGUUAAUGGAUACACAUGUACCUGUGCUGCAGGUUUCACUGGCACCAACUGUGAAGCUGAAAUUGAUGAGUGUGCGUCUUCACCCUGUCUUAACUUUGGCAACUGCGUGGAUCUGAUCAACAGAUACGCCUGUGAUUGUGCCGCAGGAUACGAGGGAACCAACUGUGAAACCAAUAUUGAUGAGUGCAAUAGCAACCCCUGCUUUAAUAGCGGAGUGUGCCUCGAUGCUGUCAAUUUCUUCACCUGUAAUUGCAGAGCUGGAUACACCGGCAAUCGUUGUCAAACAGAUAUCAAUGAGUGUGCCAGCCUCCCUUGCCAGAACGGAGGAGUGUGUACAGAUCUUGUUAAUUCCUACCGCUGUACCUGUCUGGACGGCUUUACUGGUACCAACUGUGAAACAAACACCAAUGAGUGUAACAGUGGACCAUGUGUGAACGGUGCCUGCCGGGAUGAAGUGGGCGGCUAUACAUGUGACUGCUUCCUCGGAUACACCGGAAUCAACUGUGAAACUGAUAUCAACGACUGCGCCAUUAACCCAUGCCGCUUUGGAGGUACCUGUACCGAUAUGCUAAAUGGUUACUCCUGCCAGUGUGUCCCUGGAUUCACCGGAGAGAAUUGUGAAACCAAUAUUGAUGAGUGUGCGAGUCAGCCUUGCCUGAAUAGAGGACAGUGUAUUGAUGGUAUCAAUUUGUUUACCUGCAUCUGUCCCCAAGGGUUUGAAGGACUCAACUGUGAAAUCAAUGUCAACGAGUGUCAGAGCAACCCAUGUAUAAACUCAGGAACAUGCAUCGAUGGCACCAACGAAUACACCUGCUCUUGUGUUGGAGGCUUCACUGGAUCCGUAUGUGAAAUCAACAUCAAUGAGUGUGAGAGCUCUCCAUGUCGCAACGGUGGCAACUGCCAAGAUCAGAUCAACGCCUACCAGUGUCAAUGUGCCCCCGGCUGGGGCGGAACCAACUGCCACAUCAACAUUGAUGAAUGUUUGAGUCAACCAUGUCGCAACGACGGACGGUGCCUGGACCAAGUGAAUGGCUACACAUGUAGAUGCGCUGCAGGCUUCACUGGAACAAACUGUGAAACUGAUAUCAACGAAUGUGAGAGCCAGCCAUGCAGGAACGGAGGCCAAUGUGUAGACAUGGUUAACGCCUAUGAGUGCCAGUGCCCCACGAACUACGAAGGAAUAAACUGUGAAAUCUCUCUUGACGCAUGCAUGAGUGGACCUUGCCAGAACGGUGGACGCUGUGAGAACCGCGGUGCUGACUUCAUCUGUUUCUGCUCGGCAGGAUAUACCGGAACCACUUGCCUAUACGAAAUCAAUGAGUGUUCCAGCCUGCCAUGUCAGAAUGGUGGUGUAUGCAUAGAUGGUGUUGUUGGCUACACAUGUAACUGCUUCGAUGGCUACACUGGACUCAACUGCGAGACAGUGACCAUCUGUGACCUCCAAGGUACCUGGUAUAAUGACAUCGGUGACACCGUCACUCUGACUAGGACUGCAUCUGGAAUGCUGCUCGGUGAAUUCAGAUCCAAGGACGAAAGGGAUCGUGGAUAUAUGGUUCCCACCAUCCUGGUUGGCUAUGCUGCACUAAGCGUCAACUUCCCCGCCUUUGGGUUCACUGUCAUUCGGAAUAAUGGCCAGAUGGCAAUCAGCUGGACCGGUCAGUGUCAGUGGUGCGUGGACGCUGAGGUUCUCAUGACCAACUGGGUUGAGAUGGAUAUGGUCAACACGUGUCAACUAGCCAAGCAUGCCACAAGAACUGGUCAUGACAACUGGACCAGAUAUGAGCAGCAGCUCCAACCCUGCCGUCUCAACUAAAUAGCGCCCUCUCUAUGCCAAUAAAUUUAAGGGUUCCACUUUCUACUUUGGUUAGACUAGCUGUGAUUUUUUUUAAUACUAAC